Molecule: messenger RNA, 9700 nt
Organism: Lagopus leucura (white-tailed ptarmigan)
Lineage: Eukaryota; Metazoa; Chordata; Aves; Galliformes; Phasianidae
Gene: TTLL5
Product: tubulin tyrosine ligase like 5
Exons: 35
Coding region: 175-4155 (1326 amino acids)
Biological process (GO): protein polyglutamylation; microtubule cytoskeleton organization
Cellular component (GO): cilium
Molecular function (GO): tubulin binding; tubulin-glutamic acid ligase activity
Source: RefSeq, a predicted model, not a curated record
GGGCCGGCCGCCGCUGGUUGUUGUAGUAACGGGGAAGCGGCGGGAGUGGCCACCGGAUCGGGCUGCGCCGAUGGGGCUAUGAAGAAGCGGGUAACAGCUGCUGUCAGAUCCCUGGGAUCUGUAGGAGGGAUCUCUGAGGCCGCCGAGCCGGCUGCAUGAGAGCGGCCGGAGGAGAUGCCGGCGGGCGUGGCUCGGGGACUGGAGGGAAGCGGCUCGUCCUCGGAAGAGGAGGAAGAGGAGGAAGAUGCUGGAGACGGGCUGCAGGAUCAUCCGUGCAUCAGGUGGACCGGUGGCGGCUGCAGGCGGAUCCCCAUCUUCGUGUUUCAUGCUGAUGCCAUUCUGACAAACGACAGCUACCUCCGCCUAAUUGGAGAGCGUUAUCACUUGUCCUAUAAGAUUGUACGAACAGACAGCCGCCUCGUGCGAAGCAUACUGACUGCACAUGGAUUCCAUGAGGUGCACCCUAAUAGCAGCGAUUAUAAUCUCAUGUGGACAGGAUCACACUUGAAGCCCUACCUGCUGCGUUCCCUUACAGAUAUCCAGAAAGUGAAUCAUUUUCCCAGGUCAUAUGAGCUGACACGAAAGGACAGGCUUUACAAGAAUGUCUGUCGUAUGCAGCUGUCCCAUGGAUUCAAGACGUUCCAUAUCUUACCUCAGACCUUUAUCCUCCCAGCAGAGUACCAGGAGUUCUGCAGUACCUAUUCUAAGGACAGAGGCCCAUGGAUAGUGAAGCCUGUGGCCUCUUCCAGGGGUCGAGGCGUCUACCUGAUAAACAAUCCAAAUCAGAUUGUACUGGAAGACAACAUCCUGGUUUCUCGUUACAUCAACAACCCCCUGCUCAUAGACGGUUUCAAAUUUGAUGUGCGCCUGUAUGUUCUGGUUACAUCCUAUGAUCCACUUGUCAUCUAUCUCUAUGAGGAAGGAUUGGCCAGGUUUGCAACUGUGAGGUAUGACCAGGCAUUGAAGAACAUUAAAAACCAAUUUAUGCAUCUGACUAACUACAGUGUCAACAAGAAGAGUGGAGAUUAUGUCAGCUGUGAUGAUCCUGAAGUGGAAGAUUAUGGAAAUAAGUGGAGCAUGAGCGCCAUGCUGAGGUACUUAAAACAAGAGGGGAGAGACACUGCAGCACUGAUGGCCAGUGUGGAAGACCUGAUUAUCAAGACUGUAGUAUCUGCUGAGCAGGCCAUUGCUACAGCUUGUAAAACUUUUCUUUCACAUCGUGGCAGCUGCUUUGAGCUGUAUGGAUUUGAUGUCCUUAUUGAUGAUACUCUCAAGCCCUGGCUGUUGGAAGUGAACCUAUCUCCAUCACUGGCCUGUGAUGCACCUUUGGACCUCAAGAUCAAAGCAAGCAUGCUCUCAGAUAUGUUCACCCUUGUAGGCUUUGUAUGUCAAGAUCCAGGCCAGCGAUCAAGCCGGACUGCUUAUCACUCAUCAGAGUCUGUCAGGAGAAACCCAUACCAGAAGCUGCAGCGUCCUGUGUCUGCACAAUCCCAACCAACAAACACCAGACUGCGUACCCGUCCUCUUUCUGCCAGCGAUGCUGAAAUGAAAAACUUCAUGCCCUCAGGGAGAGAAAAAGCAACAGGAAGGCAAGGAAGCUCUAUGCUGGGUCUCUCCGUGGAAGAGAUAAAAGUUCUUCGUCGAGUGAGAGAUGAGAAUGAACGGAGAGGAGGUUUCAUCCGCAUAUUUCCUACCCCAUUGACAUGGGACCUGUAUGGAUCCUUUUUAGAGUACAAGACAUCAAUGAACUACAUGUUGGCUACACAUCUGUUUCAAGACAGGGACAAGAUGAAAGGAGACUUUUUCACUGGAAGAUCUCGAGAAGAUCUUAAUGGGAGGCUGGAUAUGAAUCUGGAAGCUGUAGACUCUCAUUCUCUCUUUUAUGAGAGAAAGCUUGUUUCACUGGAGUUAAGGAAGCACCGGCGAUGUCGUACCAAAGCUAGAGCAGCACAAACAAGGUUAUCAGGGACAUCACAACCCACAAAGUUGUCCCUCACGGACACAGAAGGUGAAGAGGAAGAGGGGGCGGCAGAUGAAAAUGAAGAACAAAGUGGAACUCUUGGCUCCCUUUCAAACAGGCAAUUGAAAAGCAAGCCAAAGCUCUCUGACCUGGAGAAAGCUUCUAGUAAGGAGAUGUUGACAGAAAAACUUGACAAGAAAACAAGAAGUGAAGGAGGGCCAUUUCUUGAAAAGAUAGACUCAAAGUCUCAGUUUAACUUGCUGCAGAUUCUUAAAAAAAAUGGAAAUCUAAGCAAAGUGCAGGCCCGUAGGGCUUUCUCUGCCUAUCUACAGCAUGUUCAGCUGCGACUGAUGAAGGAUGCUGGUGACCAGUUCCAGAAUGCUGCCUGGGCUGCAAAAGAAGAUGAGCAAAUGGAGCUUGUAGUCCACUUUCUGAAGCGAGCUGCCAGCAAUCUUCAGAAGUCCUUGAGGAUGCUGCUUCCCAGCCGUCAUUUAGGACUAAAUGAUCGUCGUCGUAUCCUGGCUCACCAGUUGGGCGAGUUCAUAAUCUGUUAUAACAAGGAAACAGAACAGAUGAUUCGGAAGCGAUCAAAAAAGAAACAGGAAGAGGAAGAGGAGGGAGUGAAUCCUGAAGGUUUUCAGAACUUUAUUACCAGAGCAAGUGAGAGAGACUUGGAGGAAGUGCUGACAUUUUACACACAAAAAAGUAAGUCAGCAAGUGUCUUCCUAGGAACAAACUCCGGGACCACAAAACCCAGGAACACCAGUAACCAGUCAGAGAAUCAGCCUCAGGGGGACCACCCUGAGGUGAUGAAAAAAAUAAAAGGUGAUCAACCCAAAGGUUCAGUUGCAGAUCUGCCUGUAGAAGGAAGAGUAAGAGACUGUAAACCCAAAGAAGUGAAAUCAACCUAUCCAGAAAGAUCCACCUUCUCCUUAAAUGCUGAAGUGAAAUUACCUCGGUGCUGCCCUCCUAGUGCUGCUUCCUCUGCUUCUGGUGCCACGUUCCGGAGAAGUACCAGUUCCCAGUUACCAUCUCAACCUGCAGCCUCUGGAAAUCCACAGGUGCCUGGUCACUGUUCAUUGCCGACUCCUCCAAGUGGUCUAAGGAUAAUUCAUUCCUCAUCUUCCCUACCUUUGUCCCAGAGCCAGAGCACAGCCACUGACUGCUCUUCUGUCUUCACAAACCCAGUGUCCAGUGAGGCUUCUAGCCUUGCAGGGUUACAUCGUUGUUCUGGUAGCUACACCAUUGGCCCACUCUCAUCUUUUCAGAGAGCUGCUCAGAUCUACAGCCAAAGACUGUCCCGAUCAACCUCUGCAAAAGCAGGUAUGCGCCACCGCAGUCCAAGUGGGCAGCGUGUGAGUUCUGCCAUGAUGAACAAAGGUACAGAAGAUGCUCCUUCCCUGGGCAAAUGUUACAGCCCCAGUAUGGUAGCAGCAGAACUGCAGCAGCUGGCAGAAAAACAAGCAGCUUGUCAGUAUUCCCCACCAAGCCACAUCAGUCUCCUUACACAGCAGUUAACAAGCUUGAACUUAGCAAGUGGAGCUGUAGGCAAGGGGAAUGCAGCUGUGCCCCCAGGCUACCGAUCAGUGCUCAACAGAAAAGGGCCAUUGUGGGCUGUUCAGUCAGACACUCUUACAGAUGACAGAAGAUGUAUCUCUUCAGCAGUCAGGGCUCCAGAGAGUGAUCGUUUUGCCUGGGAAGGGGAGGUGGAGAACAAUGUCUACAGCAAAGUGACACGGAGUCCACUGGCACACCCCAACUAUCAGCUGAAUUUAGCCGUGCAGCAACUUCAGCAGCAAAAACUUCAGUCACGACAGCUAUUGGAGCAAAGCCAAGCCCGACACCAGGCUCUCUUUGCCAGCUACUCGCAAUCCAGCACCAGCCAUGUGCCUAUGUCGCCUGGCUCUGGUGCGCACAAGACAUCAAGUGCCACUUCAGGUAUCCAGAAGGCAGCCAGUUUGCACAAAGUGGUGCCAUCCCAGUGUACGCCUUCUCAGCUGGUUCCAAAGCCUCCAGCAAACCACAGACAGGCAGUGGUCAGAAAAACUGCAGCCCAGAGGAUUUCCAAGGUGACCUCCGUUGAAAGGCAACUUAACGGAUUCCAGAACAGCCUUCGCAGUGCUGCAUCCUGUGAACCGGGGUCGAAUUCCACAGCUUCUGCUUGCAGAAAAGGACUAGCAUUGAACACCAGGUGAGGAAUCCAGUCUUGCUUCCAAGUAUGGGGCAGAGGAAAGAGGCAGCAGUGACUUCAGACCACCACGCUCCUGUAACAUCCAGGGCAGGGUGAACAGGAGUCCCUGCUGAGAGACAAGCUACAGAGGAGAGUACCUGAACAUCUGUGGAAGCUGGAGAUGCAGCUGUAAGCUGAUGACUGCCUCUGAGAACUUCUGCUGAUGAGUCUGGGGGUCUCUUCCAACUCUUCCUGAUCACUAACUGUGAGAUCUUUUUAUAACACAGAGGUUCUCCACCUGUCUGUAUUGUUUCUCCCAAGGUCCAAGUUUGAAUGUAAAGAUUCCCCAUUUGCGCAGCCAUUUCAGGCUGUCUUAGUCUGGUAACAGCCAGUAUUCUUUGCUGCCAUCACAGCAACCAGCAGCAGGGAAAAAUCUUAGACCAUAUGAGUAGAAACAUCCUUACCGUUGCCAUCUUGAAUUUUGGCACAGAGCCAUGGAAAUGCUCAGUUUGAAUAAAGUAAUUUCAUUUGUUUGUUUUGAUUAUAAUUUCAGUUAUUAAUUCACACCCCCCAAAAUAUUUGCUCUUAGAUGGGAUUUUAAAUCUGUCAUUGUUUCACUGCUGGAUGCUUAUAUUUGUGUGGUUUAUUUUUGCAUUUUGAUUUCUGUUUGUUUAGGCUAUAUAAACGUCUUUAAUUGGCUGGUUGUUUCAGACCCAAGGUUGAACUCUGAGGCCCAGGUGGCUCCUAUCAGUUGCAAUGGUGGCUUAGUGAAGCGCUUCAGUUAGAAUUUUCCUAAUGUUAUGAAAAUUAAUUUGCUUGUGUUAGAAAACAACAUCAGCAGCUGGAAAAUAUAUUGGAGAGAAGAUCCACCCUUGCUUAAAAUGAACAGGAAGCAGCUUCAGCUCUGGCUCUUCGCUGAUGCCAGGUUAAAGGAAAGCUUGCCUGUUUUCAUGGUGCACGCCAGAGUCCUGAAGGGUGAGGUAAUACAGAGUUUAUGCAGACAUUUUGUGCUGUGUUCAGGUGAUGAGCACACUACAACAUUAAGAGAGAGAUGUGAGAUUCCUUCCAAGAAACAUCUGACUUAAGGUUUGCUUAAUUAAACUUCCAAGGACUUUUUCCCUUUCAUUCCUACAUUUGCUUCCCAUUGGAAUCCUGGGCUUACUGUUUGAACCCGUAUGGGUUAUUUGGUGCUAUUUAAAUAGUUGGAUUUAAAAAAAAAAAUUUUUUUUUUUUUUUUUUUGCAGUAUCUGGCUGAUUGAUCCUGUUCAUACAGUUUCCUUUGGGCACACGCUAUUCCUGUGAAUCUGGCAUGUGUUUUUCCAAAAAGAAAUUUCUGAGCUUUAUAUAAACGUGGGACUUGACCUAUUUUUCUUCAUUCUAGAACCUCAUGUUUCUAGAGCUAAGACAUUCUUGCUUAUGCUAAACAUCAAAAGGAUCUAAUUUCUACAGAAUGGGGUCUGCCAGACAGUCCUGGAGAUUGGUUAUAACAAGAACACAAAACUUAGUGUUCAUAGUUUUAUUAAUGCAGAAAAUCUUAAACUGGAAAGAAGAUGAGUAAGGAGAAAUGUAAGGGAGAAGGUGAAAAGGAAAUCAUUGUUCCAGUUUUGAAUCAAAUGGAACUAGCAGAUAACACAUUCGAAGCAGAGGGGAAGAUAAAAGCUGCUUUCUUUCACAGUAUUUAAUUUACCUGUGGAACUUCUUGUCACAAGGUAGUUGGAGACAAAAGCAUGCUUGUGGUUUGAAAAGGCAAGUACACAAAUUCAUGGAAAAUAAAUCUAUUAAGGUAUAUUAAAUAUAACCAAAAAACAAGCAGAAAGUUUCUAAGCCUUUUCAGGUGAUUGUUUAGGGGAAGUCUCAUGAUGGGUUUUUCCAAUUCUUAGCUUGUCUGUCAGGUGUAAGCUGCUGACUACUUGUCACGAAGAAGAGGUAGGCCAUAGGCAGUCUUGUAGUCUGGCUUUGUAUGAGUGUUUCAUUUGGUCAGUCGCAGUGCAGCCUGCUGGAGCAGCCAAAGUAAAGCUGCCUUUCAUGACAGUGGCAUGUUCCACCCGAAUUCACUGGUGUUGGUGGUGUUGGGUUCUCUAAGGAAAGUCUUAAUUGCUGACAUUUACCAAGAUUGUCUGCACCUCCACCUGGACAAGCUCUGUAUAUGCUGCAGAGGCUUUCAAAACAUUGAAGCUUUUACAAGUGCGUAAGAUCCACCUCUAGACCAACCAAUCACUUGUGAUUUUAGAGGAAAGUGGGUUGUAGUUUGGAAGUCAUCCAUAAUGUGAUGUGUGAAUGGUUAUUCACUUAAAUAUGGAAAAGAAAGUUACUUAUCACUAACAGAAGCUCUUACCUUAUCUUGUACAUGCACACAUUUGCUUCUUGCCAUCUUUGUCUUCUAAAAUGCCUGAGUGCAGAGAACCUUCAGGGUGAAUGUGCACAACCACAGCACACCUUAAACAAUUUCAGUACUUGGUAGCUUUUCUUCUGACUUUAGAACCCAACUGCCCUUUCCAGACAAUGGGAUCAAGUUUCUGUGCUGCUUUAGAGAUGAGUAGUUAAGAAACAGAAGCAGGUCAUCUCCAAACUUACUGGAUUCUGUGCAGUUUCACCACGAAGGACAAACUCCCCUGAACAAAAGGUGACAAAUGAGGCACCAUGAGGAGUCUGCUGUCUGUUACCUUACCAAAAAAGGAUUUUAUUGGCCUUCAUUGAAAAUGAGUUUUCACUUCUGUUUCCAAUUUAAAGGAAAGAAUCACUGAUGACUGUGGACACCCUGGUGUGAAGUCUUUACCAGUGGUAUUCAGUGAAUCAUAAUCAUUCCCUAGGGAAAAUAGUAUACUUAACAGGGCCUCUUCUCUAAAAGUCCGUGCCUACAGUGCACACAAUGAACUUGAGAAAUUUUACAUUCUUUACAAAGGGAUUGCUUCUUAUCUGACCUCUUAGUUUAAAAAAAAAAAAAAAAGUCUUAAGGAACAAAUCUGAUGCAAUUAUUAAGAAUUUCAGGGAAGUUCACCAUCUAUUUUCGUCGUCUAUUUGGGACAGCUGCAGGUGGUAUCAUCUCUAAAAGGAAUUUCAGCAUUGUAUGUGGCUUUUUGCCUAUGUGUUGUGAGCACUACCGUGUUAAAAUUCAUGAGACAAUCUUUGAAAAGUUCCUUUACUGCCAAGUCCAAAUGUUUAGCUGUCACUGCUUUGUCAUUCCACUGUAGAGAAAAAUUACCUUUUUGUUCUAUUGAAGAAGAAAAAUUAGAAGGGAUUUUUCCCCACUACUUCUAUUCAUUAGUACUAAAGGUUCUCUUCGUAUUUUUUAAGAGUUUUUGCCUUACUUAUGUGACCUUCUGAAAAUUGCGUGCUGUAUCAGAUAUGUCUGUACAUCUGUGAUGUCGGUGUCAUUCUUCAUGGUAUGCAGUUGGACGAGUGUACAUCUACUGGGAGGGCAAAUGAGACUGUGGCCAUCUCAUUAGUGUCACUAAUUACAGUUCUUACACUUGCAGUUGCAUGAUUCUUUCCCCAUCAAUGAUUCUUAAAUCAGGGAUGUUUUCCCUCUGGAAAUCAUGUUAUUUCCACCAUUUCUAAUUCUAGAAAUUCAAUGUGGAAUACAUUUUGUCUGUGAUAUCAGCUGGGAAAUUAUUUUUCUUGUUCACAGAUGUGUUUUUCUUGUUCACUCAUGUCUCCAUAUGUCUGCUGAAAGUUCUUCUUGAAAAAUAGCUAAAAAUAAAGAUUGGCGACUCUUCCUGCCAAACUGUGGCUCUGCAAGUGUUCUUAGGUCUUGUGAACGACUUGGGCAAAUGCAAGUGAUGUUGAUUUAAAAAAAAAAAAGGACAACUUAAGGAAUAUAGGCAGCACACUGUAGCUGUUGCAAAGCUAUGCUUUCCUGAGGUUUUAUUGACAUCUCCUUUAUUUUGUUUCUCUCUGUUCUGUUUGUUUACUGUUCUUCAGAUUAGCACAAUAGAAUGCUUGGCAUAGUGGUAUCCAAAUGAGAUCUUCAGAUCCUGAAGUAUAGUUAGAGAUAUCUGUAGAAAGCAUCUUUUGAUGGAGAAGAUUCAAAUGGUGUCACUCAAAGCAGCUUGUUGCAAGCUGGACAUCUUCCAAAGGCUCUUGUUGCAAGUCAGACUAUCUGCUACUGCUUUCUCCAAAAAGUGAAGUUUCUUACAAAUACUUCAAAGCAGUGGAGAUCUCCUAAGCAUGUAGGCCACAGAGUUUCAGCACUUCAAAAGACCAUACAUUUUUGGUUAAAGAAAAGCCCAGAACAUGGUCACCAAGACAUUCCCCAGUCAUUACACUGCAUGCAUUGCAGAGAUCUUCUAAGUUUCUCCCAUGGCUGUACAGCAAAUCUUUGCUUUGUCGUGCUUCGUAAUGGGGAUAAUAACCUCAAAAGGAAGAAUAGAUCCUUCCUGAAGAAUGUCAGGAAAUCUCUGGUCUGAUCUGACUCAGCUUGCUUCGUGCAUCAAAUAAUGAGUGUGCACUGGUCAUGGUAUAUUAAUACAAUGCCUCAUGCUAAUUUCUGUGUACGAAGGAUGAAUGUUUGCAUGCAGCUGGUGAAAAAUGUCUGAGUGGUGGCAAACCUGGAAAGAAAGUCACCUUCACUUUCUGCAACACGCAUAGCCCCUAUGUGUAAUUAUUUCUUGCAUCAGUCUUUAUAGAUAGCAUGAGGUACCAUCCUGCCUAGCCAGUUAAGUGGAAUGAGAUAUAAAGAACAUCACCCUGCACAGAGACCAUUACCCCCCUGAAUGGAGAAAUAAAUGUCUGUCUUUAGAAGUUCCUGCUUGCUUGAAAGAGUGGUAUUCCUUGCUGUAAAUCAACAGUGCCAGCAUAUACCACAGGGGACAGAGCUUCUGCCUGAAAACUAUUCAGCAAGUCUGCAGGAAGUGGGAAGCCAAUAACAUGUGGGAUUUUUUUGCUACAAACCACAGCUUUAAAGUACUUCUAUUUUGUACUAGAUAUAAAGGUCCUUAUCCCUAAGUGUAUUUUCCAUGAAAUCAUAGUCCAGUACCAGAAGGGGACCAGCUGAUUGGUUGAAUGCCUUCAGACCAUCCCUGCCAUCUUCCCUAUGCAACUUAGUCCUGAGGAUGGAUGUUCUAAAAGCAGCUGAGUAACUGAUGUCUGUAAUCUUUGAAAUUGGUCUUUCUUGGAAACACACUGUGACAUCCAAGGCACUGUGUAAAGCUAUUUCUGAAACUACAGGCAUAAGCACAACUACGGAAUUUCAAGUGCAAUACUGUUUUUCAGAGAGGAGUGAGAUUGACAAACAUUAAUUGGCAAUUUUCAUUUGCUGUAUUUCUCAGCGAUGUAUCUGUAUUUGUUUCUAAGACAAUUUGAUUCCCAAUAAGUAAAGCUGUCUCUUCUGUUUUGACUUGUUGCAUGAUAAAGGAUCUUGCAUUUGUACAGGGUAUCAGAAGCCUCUAUUCAAGAGAGGACUAAAGACACUGGGCUUAGUUGCGUCUCUCUGUCACCUGUGGAGCUGCAUGAAGAAUGAAAAAAGGCUUAAAUGACUUCCCUAGAAAUGAAAGAAAACAUCUGUAAAGCAGAGACUUGAGUGUUCAAGUGUUCUUUUGCUCAAUGCCAUAGUAAACAUGUUAUUACUUUUA